UUGUUUUUUUUCCUCCUGUCCUCGCUCUGCUGUUUUCCUCCGGUCCAUUCAUCGGAGGGGUGGAUCGGCGGCGUCUGCCCCUCUGAAACUUUCUGACAGAGCCCAAAAAAGCUCCCGCAGCUUUUUUCCUCUGGCAGCAGCAGAGAGGAGGAGACAAGGAGUUUUGGGAGCUCAGGCUGUGCUGAGGAUCAGGAGAGGGAUGGUGUGAUCCUGUAAAGAGACAGAGAGAGGAAGAGGGAGACGCUCCAGCAGCAUCACCGAUCCCCCCCCCCAACCCCUCCAGCCCUCUCCCAGACCCCCUUCUGUCUGGCUGACGCUCACCCCAAUAACACGCUCCUUCAGACGAGACAAUCUGGGGAAACAUGUCACAGACUAGGAGGAGCACGUACACCCGGACCACCAGCAGCGGCAGCAGCAGGAUGAGCUCGGACGGGGGCGGGCGGCCCGUCAAAGUGGGCUCCCUGGUGGAGGUGAUCGGGAAGGGGCAGCGCGGCACGGUCGCUUACAUCGGCAACACGCUCUUCGCCUCAGGAAAGUGGGUGGGAGUCAUCCUCGAUGAGGCCAAAGGCAAGAAUGACGGCACCGUGCAGGGCAAACGUUACUUCACCUGCGAGGAGAAUCAUGGGAUAUUUGUGAGACAAUCACAGAUCCAGCUGGUUGACGAUGGGGCCGACACGACAUCUCCGGAGACACCUGAGCCCGGCACUGGCAAGGUUCCCAAACGAGAGAUCCUGGAGACGCCCAAGUCCACUAAACUGCGAGGAGUGAAGCCUAAAAAGGUGCUGCAUGUUUCUCUAACCUCGACUCCUGCACCCCGGAAGACCACGGCCAGAAGGCCCAAGCAGCCCACCCGACCUGCUGGAGGGAAGGGGGCUGCGUCCGGCUCGGCCUCGGCCUCAGCUGGGGAGAUGAGCAGCAGCGAGCCCAGCACGCCGGCUCAGACCCCUCUGGCUGCUCCGGUCAUCCCCACCCUCCACUCCCCUGGAAACCCUCCGGCGCCCGUCCCCAGCAAGGAGGAGGAGGCGCUGCGUGGUCAGGUGAAGGACCUGGAGGAGAAGCUGGAGACACUGAAGAUGAAGCGGACGGAGGACAAAGCCAAGCUGAAGGAGCUGGAGAAGCACAAGAUCCAGCUGGAGCAGCUGCAGGAGUGGAAGAACAAGAUGCAGGAGCAGCAGGCCGAGCUGCAGAAACAGCUGAAGGAGGCCAAGAGGGAGGCAAAAGAGGCCCUGGAGGCGAAGGAGCGUUACGUGGAGGAGAUGUCGGACACGGCGGACGCCAUCGAGAUGGCCACGCUGGAUAAGGAGAUGGCCGAGGAGAGGGCGGAGUCUCUGCAGCUGGAGGUCGACUCGCUCAAGGAGAAAGUGGACGAGCUCACCAUGGACCUGGAGAUCCUCAAGCACGAGAUCGAGGAGAAAGGUUCAGACGGUGCCGCUUCCAGUUAUCACGUGAAACAGCUGGAGGAGCAGAACGGCAGACUGAAGGAAGCGCUGGUCAGGAUGCGUGACCUGUCUUCAUCAGAAAAGCAGGAACAUGUGAAGUUGCAGAAGCAGAUGGAGAAGAAGAACGUGGAGCUGGACACUCUGAGGAGCCAGAAGGAAAAACUGCAGGAGGAGAUGUCAGCAGCAGAGAAGACCAUCGACGAGCUGAAGGAACAGGUGGAUGCAGCUUUGGGGGCGGAGGAGAUGGUGGAGAUGCUGACCGAGAGGAACCUGGACCUGGAGGAGAAAGUGCGGGAGCUGAGAGAGACCGUCACUGACCUGGAAGCUAUUAAUGAGAUGAACGACGAGCUGCAGGAGAACGCCAGAGAGACGGAGCUGGAGCUGAGGGAGAUGUUGGAUCUGGGUGCUGCGAGAGUCCGAGAGGCUGAGAAACGAGUGGAAGCUGCUCAGGAGACGGUCGCUGAUUACCAGCAGACCAUCAAGAAGUACCGAGAGCUCACAGCUCACCUGCAGGAGGUGAACAGAGACCUGACCAGCCAGCAGGAAGCCUCAGCAGAGCUGCAGCAGCAGCCGCCUGCAGAGAUGUUCGAUUUCAAGAUUAAAUUUGCAGAGACGAAGGCGUACGCCAAGGCCAUUGAGAUGGAGCUGAGGAAGAUGGAGGUGGGUCAGGCCAACAGACACGUCUCUCUUCUGACCUCCUUCAUGCCCGAGUCCUUCCUCCGUCACGGCGGAGACCACGACUGCAUCCUGGUGCUGCUGCUCAUCCCCAGACUCAUCUGCAAGGCCGAACUGAUCAGCAAACAGGCCCAAGAGAAGUUCGACCUGAAUGAGAACUGUGUGGAGCGAGCGGGACUCAAGGGAGCUGCCGGGGAGCAGCUGAGCUUCGCUGGCGGUUUGGUCUACUCGCUCAGUCUGCUGCAGGCCACGCUACAUAAAUACGAGCAGGCUCUGGAUCAGUGCUCUGUGGAUGUCUAUAAGAAGAUCGGCUCUCUGUACCCGGAGAUGAGCGUCCACGAGCGUUCUCUGGACUUCCUCAUCGACCUGCUGCACAAAGACCAGCUGGACGAGACGGUCAACGUGGAGCCGCUCACCAAGGCCAUUAAAUACUAUCAGCACCUGUACAGUAUCCACCUGGCAGAUCAGGACGAGGAGUGCACCAUGCAGCUGGCUGAUCACAUCAGAUUUACCCAGAGUGCCUUGGACUGCAUGGCGGUGGAGGUCGGUCGCCUGCGGGCGUUCCUGCACGCCGGUCAGGAGAAGGCCGACCUCGCCGUGCUGCUGAAGGACCUGGAGACGUCCUGCAGCGACAUCCGACAGUUCUGCAAGAAGAUCCGCCGCAGGAUGCCCGGAACCGACGCGCCGGGAAUACCAGCGGCACUCAGCUUCGGACAGCAGGUGUCAGACACCCUCUCAGACUGCAGGAAACACCUCACCUGGGUGGUGGCCGUGCUGCAGGAGGUUGCAGCGGCCGGAGCUCAGAUGAUGUCGCCUCUCGGUGAACAGGAGGGGCUGUCGGCCGUCAAACUGGAGGACGUGGCGUUCAAGGCAGGAGAGCAGAUCUAUGGAUCCCAGGGCGCCAACCCCUACGAGUGUCUGCGGCAGUCAUGCAGCAUCGUCAUAGCAACCAUGAACAAGAUGGCCACCGCCAUGCAGGAGGGAGAGUAUGACUCAGAGAAGCCUCAGAACAAGAACCCUCCACCCGUGGAUGUGCGAUCAGCGGCUCUCCGAGCUGAAAUCACUGAUGCCGAAGGCCUCGGCAUGAAGCUGGAGGACAGAGAGACGGUCAUCAAAGAGCUGAAGAAGUCUCUCAAGAUCAAGGGAGAGGAGCUGAGCGAGGCGAACGUCCGCCUCAGCCUGCUGGAGAAGAAGCUCGACAGUUCCUCCAAAGACGCAGACGAACGCGUUGAAAAGAUUCAGACUCGACUGGACGAGGCUCAGACUCUGCUGAAGAAGAAAGAGAAGGAGUUUGAGGAGACGAUGGACGCCCUGCAGGCCGACAUCGACCAGCUGGAGUCGGAGAAGGCCGAGCUGAAGCAGAGAAUCAACAGCCAGUCGAAGAUGGACGGGAGAGGAACCGGCCCGUCAGGAAUCGCCUCCAUCGUCACAGGAAUAGCAGGAGAGGAACAGAAAGCGAACAUGAUGUCCAGCGUCGGCUCAGGUUCGGGUGUCCAGGUGAUCGACUCUCCUCUGCUGACUCAGCAGAUCGAAGCUCAGAGACUCUGCAUCAAACACCUGAAGAACGAGAACAACAGACUGAAGGCUGAGAAGAUGCGCGCUCAGCUCGCCUCCCUGCCUCCUCUUCACGUGACCAAACUUCCCUCCAGAGACGGAGGACGUCCCGAAGUGCUCUCCAGCGCCCUCUAUCGCAAAACCGACCAGCUCCUGGAGACUCUGCUGCAGAUGAGUGCCAACGUCAAGGUGGUGGACAUCACCGGGAAAUCUCCAGUGACACCUAGUGCUCAGCUCCUGGAACAGACGGCUAGAUUACAGUCCCUGAGCGACACUCUGGGCCGACUGAAGGAUGAAGUAGCUGAGCACGUCGUCAACCACCAGCCCGGAGCUCGAGUGUCGUCUGAUUUUGCGACGUUCCCUUCGACCACGUUUGUCAAGGCGAAGGAGGAGAAGCAAACCGACUCGGUGCUGGUGGGUCGGGUCAUGGUGCCGUGUCCCCGCGGUCAGGAGCAGAUCCACCGCCUCGUCCUGUCACAGUGUCAGCUGCAGAGAGUUCACAGUCUGCUGCGGACCUGAGCUACACCCGCCCUGUAAUCCUGCCUGCUGCACCAACAAAACACCACCACCACCAUCACCACCUCUCGUCAUCAGCUUGGCAGCCUGGUCUCCACUCCAGGGCCAAACAAGUCAGACCAGGAAGUAAAAAUCAUGACUCCAUCUUCAUUUCUUUUCACCAGAAAAAGAAGAAGAGAUAUCAUGACUGCACUGCUGCAUGCUGCCCAAGACUCACUGUAUUUCAUUUUAGUUUAUCAGACUUGUGUUUGGCCCUGGUGUGGAACCUGCAGUGUGCUUUGAAUUAGGCCACAACGUUGGAUGUCGCUUCAUGUUUCUAUGUUACACUAUCGGCGCUACACAGGAGAGGAGAGAUGUGUUGUGAAUUUUAAUCUGGUGUCACUGUUGUGUGCUCCGUUUUUAUAACUUGACUGUCUAAAGGGAAAGAAGGAAUAUGUACGGAAGCCCUGAGAGGUAAAUAAGGAAACAAACUCUAGUGAUCUAUAUUUUAAAGUCUGAACGCGUGAAGAAUUUAAACAUUUUUGCCAGUAUAAUAUUUUAAGUUAUUGAUGUAGUGAAACAGGCGGGGACAAAAGUUUUAAUUUUUUCUUGGGUUGUGAUUUUUUGUUUUCAUCUACAAAAACAGGCAGGGAGAAGUCUUGCAAGGUUUAUUGUUUUGUUUACUUUUUAAAUCUAUUUUAUCGGUGAAACAGUUUGGUUGAGUCAGUUGAACAAUUUAAAUCAAAUGUUAAAAAUCGAUCACUAAAGGGUUUUGGUUUUUUUUUCUCAGGGCUUCCGUAAUUAUUUGAUUUAGAAAUUACACUGAAAAAAAAAAAUAAUUUGUCCAUUUAAAGUCGUGGGCGUUUUACUGUGGUUUGAUCAUAGAGACUUUUUGCACAUAUUUAACAAGUCAUGAGUGACAAAAGAACAAAGUCCUGCACAUUUGCUUUGUUGCUUCGAAGACGUUUUGCUGGCAGCUUGAUGAGAAAAUCAUUUUGGAAAGAAGAAGAAAGAUGCAAGAAAACUACAGAACAUGUUGAGGAUUUUUUGUGUUUUUGAUGAAAAUCUUGUUGGACUGCACAGAACAAAUGAAGCUGAUUAACCUCAAGGGAUCUACUGUGGAAAAAAAAAAUUGUUUAUUUAAAAAAAAAAAAACAGAAGAAGCAUUAAUAUGAUUUAAAUUAUUUAGUAUUUAUUACACUCGUGGUGUAAAUUCCUGUACGCUGAUACCAUCUUCUUUUACAUGCUUGAUGUAAAAUGAAAUGCCGGUUGUGUUGGUGAAGUUACUGAAUUAUCCACAAACAGACUGUAUUACCUGUUGCUGUUUCAGACUUUGUCCGAGCCUUAAACCUGCAGAGAGCCUCGAGCUGAAGAGCGGUCACCUGCCUUAUUUUUUUGAUUCGUUUAGACCAAACCUCGUUUGAAGCAAAACUACAUCUUUGCCAAAGAAUCUUUGUUUCUCUCUCACCACAUUUGCCACGGCUGAUUUUUAAGGCUUUUAGUUUUAAUCCGUGCUAAUUAUUGUAUUUAUGAUCUGUUAGAAUAUUUAUGUUUACACUGUUAUGGCUUGAAGUUUAAUUUAAUUUAAUUAUUGGGCAUAGUGCAUCUACUUAAUUGUAGUUUAAGAGGAAAAUGCAGCUUAUUUAUUCAUUCUGUUAUUUAUGUGUUGUCUCAGUGAGCAGCUGA
Messenger RNA from Acanthopagrus latus (yellowfin seabream), 5849 nucleotides. RefSeq names its product dynactin 1b (gene dctn1b). Gene Ontology annotation, cellular component: kinetochore; spindle pole; axon. The record is from RefSeq and is a predicted model, not a curated record. Lineage: Eukaryota; Metazoa; Chordata; Actinopteri; Spariformes; Sparidae. Gene Ontology annotation, biological process: nuclear migration; establishment of mitotic spindle orientation. The transcript has 31 exons. Bases 363 to 4187 code for a protein of 1274 amino acids.